CCAUAUGGAUGGAUUCAAUCCACCCAUCUCAUUUUAUAAAUCCAUUGGACAAUGUUUUAUUAUUUAUUUAUUAAAUAAAAUUUUAUUAAACAAUAUUAAAUAUUUAAAUUAAACAAAAAUUCUAUUGUUAAAAAACAAAAAGAAAAACAUGUUCUCUCUCCGAUCCAACCAAACAAGAACCCUAAUUUCAUCUUCCCUUAAUUUCUUCUUAACAUUUGACACUACAAAUCGAAAUUCAUCCCAACAAUUUUGUGCUACAAUUGUAAUUCAUCUCAACGUUUCAGUGCUACAAUCGAAAUCCAUCUCGAUGAUUCUGUGUUACAGUCGUAAUUCAUCUUUGGUGCUACAACAUCGCAAAUUCAAAUCAACUCUAACAAUUUCUCAUAGUAGUUGUCUCUUUGAGUGUGAAAAAUCAUUCAAGUCUUAUUAAGAGAGCUUCCACAUACAUCAUUGUCAUGGCUUCUUACUCGACACUCGGUAAUGUUUUUGUACACUAGUAUGAUAUUUCUAGAAUGUAUGUGUGUUACUCACGAUGAUGCCAUUUUUGCUAUGAUAUUUUUAAUAUUGCUAUUUUGUAUUUUCUGUCAAUCUUAAGACUUUGGACAGAAGAGAUAUUUAGGUUUGUAUGUGUGUUAACUCAGUGUUGAAGUUGUGUUGGAUUCCUACAUUGCUUAUGUUCAUGAACUGUUAAUAUAUGAGGGCAACCAGUUUUGUGCAACCUAGAAUUGUCCGUUGUCUAGGAUUACCUGUGGAACCUACUCAAAAAUGCAAUGUGCUAGUUGGAAAUGGCCAGAAUAUGAAAGCAGAAGGUUUUGUGAAGCAUUUAACUCUGAAAAUUCAAGGAAAUGAUAUCACUAUUCCAGCAUAUUUGUUGUCGGUAUCUGGAGCUGAUGUGAUAUUGGGAGCACCUUGGUUAGCGUCACUAGGACCUCAUGUGGCUGAUUAUGUAGCAUCUAGAGUUAAAUUUUAUUCGGAAGGACAUUUUAUUACUCUGCAGGGUGAGACUGAUUGUAAACCUGAGAUAGCACAUUUGCAUCAUUUUAAGAGAUUGCAUCACAUAUAUUCAAUAUCAGAAAUGUUCACAAUACAUAAAAUAGAUCCUGUGGAAAAUACUGAUGAAUGGGUUGGCAUGCCUGAGAAUGUAGAUCCUGAAAUGGAUACAUUAUAUCACACUUACAGAGUGAUUUUUCAAAUUCCAAAAAGGCUCCCACCAAACAGAGAAUUGGAUAAUGAGAUUGUGUUGAAAGCAGGUUCUCAACCAGUGAAAGUGAAGCCAUAUAGGUACCCUCAUAGCGAAAAAGAGAAGAUGGUUCUCAACCAGUUACUAUCCCAAAAGCUUAAGCUAUAAGUGAAGAAUGUGUGACUUUUUGUUUUCUUUACAUCUCUAACAUAUGCUUCAUCCUUAUAUAGUUUCACAUCUUGAGAAUAUGGAUUGGAUACACCUCAUGUGGCUCAUGUUAUAAACUUUAACUUGCCGAGAGACAUAGAUGACUAUGUACAUAGAAUUGGUAGAACAGGCCGUGCUGGUCAUUCUGGUUUAGCAACUGCUUUCUUCAGCAGCAAAAACAUGCCACUUGCAAAGAGCCUCGUUGGACUUUUGCAAGAAGCAAAAUAAGAAGUUCCUUCUUGGCUAAUCCAGUAUUCUGAGUCUUCAACACUUAUACUGAUAGAACAACCAAAACUCUAACAACAAUACCGCUUUUGACAGCAGUAAUACAGAGAUUGCUGGUGGUUAUAAUUAUGCUGAUGUUGGUUUGUGUGAAGGCAGUGAUGGCAUAAAUGGGCCAUGUGGUUAUGCAUCUGUUGUGUGUCUUAUAUAAAGUAUAAUUAUAUAAGAGUUUUCUUUCCCAAAUAGAUUUCACAGAAUCUGCAAUAUGGUGUUGUUGUGCUUUCAUGUUUGUGAUCUCUUUCACUUAAUGUAGGAGUUUCCACCUAAGGAAGGUUCUAGUAGCAUAUGCUUUUGUAUCAGUUGCAUUUAUUUUCCUCAAAUAUGGAAAUAAUGGAUCAUGGUGAUCAAGUAUGUACAGUCUGCUGGUUUGGAUAGCCUAUUUAGAAAAUAAAUAAUUUAAUUCAGUAAUUGCAAUUAUUUGAAUAAAAAUAAACCAGAAUUGGCAAAACAGUAGUAUUGAUGGUAAAUUGUUUAAUUACUUGUUCAACUGUGACACCACACAUGUUUGUUUGUAAAUAUUCUUUAGUUACUUUGCUGGUAUUAUCACCAAAGACUUGUCUAUCUAGAUUGUUGUUGCUGGUAUAUUUCUUGGUUUGUUACUUUCCUCUUUGAUGUUGUUGGAGAGGUAACGUUUAAGUAUAUGAACACAAUUCCUUCUGGUUCAGUCUUUCACUUCUAUGAACACAAGUUAGUUUCUCUGUUAACUUUCCCGUUAGGUUAGCUACAUGUUAGUUGGGAUUCAUUUCAGUUGAUUGGUUUUCUAUGAAGUUAGUUUGAGUUGAGUUAUCAGUUAAAUUAUUUGAUGUAUUUCUGUUUCUGUUAGUAUAUAAGUGUAAUGUUAACCUGUUAAAUCAGUUAUGGUUUUGUUAUAAGUGUUAAUUGAGUGAAUUAAUCAGUUAGUCUAUGGUGAUUAACAGAAUAAUUGUAUGACUAAUCGAUCAAUUGAAAUCUUUUGAAACUUUAGGUUUUAGCUAGUUAGCCUAAUUUCUUUAUCAUAUAUUCAUGUGGUUUUUAAUUAUUUAGUUAAUUAAGAAUAAUUUUGAUCGGGUUCUUGUUGGUUUUGAUCUUUAAGUUGGCGGUUCAUAUUUUAAUGAUCUUGUUUGGGUUUUAAUUGAUUGUCUUCAAAUUCUCUUUUGACGAUUAUCAGAAUUUUGGAUGAAGCACUGUUAUAGGAUGAGAUCGGUACCGGUUGCCGAAAUCUCUAGCUGCAUAUUUUCUAUAUAAUUAUAAUCAAUUUUGGAUGCUUGUUGUUCAUAUAUGCUUAAUUAUUAUUUAUUUUAUUGGAUAAUUUAGUUUGAUUUCCUUUACACUCACCUUUAAUCAUUGUCAAAUUAUAAGAAAUAUGUCUAUCGAAGGAGAUGGACCCAUAAUUCAAAUUGAGGACGAAGUUGAUGAAAGUUCAGUCCCUAGUUCAAAAAGAACAAAAACUUCUAUGGCUGGGGAAUUUUUUGAAAAGUUUUUUGACGAUAAAGGACUCCCAAAGGCAAAAUGCAAAAAUUGUGAUAAAAUUUACAUGGCUAGAGAUGGUGGUGGCACUUCAAAUUUGAUAAAACAUUCGCUGAAAUGUGUUGGAAGAGGGAAUGGAUCUUCUUAUCCUCCACUUGAUCAAGAAAAGUAUAGGGAAAAGAUUUCUGAGGAAUUGGGAGUUAGAGAAAAAAGUAUUAUCCUUCAUUCAUUGUCCACCACCUCACAACGGUUUUAAGUUGGCUGAGAAGUUAAUAAGUUUGUUAAAGGAGUGGGGUAUUGAGAAAAAAAUAUUCACAAUUACUUUAGACAAUGCAUCUAACAAUGAUGUUAUGGUGAAUAUAUUGAAGAAACAUUUAUUAUCAGGAUUAGGAUUGAUAGCUAAAGGAACAUAUUUUCAUGUUAGAUGUGGAGCACACAACUUAAACUUAAUUGUUCAUGAUGGUUUAAAGGUGAUAGAUGGAUCUUUGGGUAAAAUUAGAUUGUGUGUGAAAUACAUAAGAGGCUCAGAGGCUCGAAAAUUAAAGUUUGCAUCUUGUUUAGAGCAACUCUCAAAUGUGACUUCUAAGCAAGUUCGUCAAGACUUGCCUAUUAGGUGGAAUUCCACUUAUCUGAUGCUUGAGACUGCUAUAGGUCAACGAGAAGCUUUUACCCUCCUAAGUGAUAUUGAUCCCUACUUUGAUUGUUUAUCAAACGAGGAGUGGGAUAAGGUAAAAACCAUAGCUGAUUUUUUGAAGCCAUUUUAUGAUAUCACAUUUUUUUCGGGUAGCACUUAUCCAACCGCCAACCUCUAUUUUAGUGGUGUGUGGAGAAUUCAUAUGAAAAUCAAGGAAGUUUCAUGUGUUGAUCAUAGUGAGUUUGAAAAACAAAAUCAAUUAUGUUGCAUGGCUAGAAGAAUGGAGAAAAAAUUUGAUAAAUAUUGGAAUUCUUAUAGUGUUGUUCUAUCAUUUGCUGUCAUCUUAGAUCCUAGAUAUAAGUUGCAGUUUGUUGAGUGGUGCUAUGUGAGGUUGUUAGGUAGUGAGGGAGUACAAGUUGCAAAGUUGAUUUUAGAUAAGUUGAAAGCUUUUUUUCAAGAAUAUCUCAAGUCCUCAAAUGAGACAACCGCUUCAUCUAUACAAAGGUCAAUUAGAGGUAGUCCAAACAUUCCCUCAAAUGCCUUACAGGAUUUUGGGACUUACGAAAGUAAAUUAUGUGAACCAUCAAAAAAUGAGUCUGAUUUGGAAACUUAUUUGAAUGAAAAAAAAAAUUAACCAUGAGGAAUAUGCUGAUUUGGAUGUUUUGCAAUAUUGGAAAGCAAAUGAGGGUAAAUAUCUCAAACUUUCUAUAUUGGCACGUGACCUUUUGAGCAUUCCAAUUACUACAGUUGCAUCAGAAUCAGCAUUUAGUAUAGGUGGACGUAUACUUGACAAGUAUCGAAGUGCUCUUAUACCUGAAAAUGUUGAAGCAUUAUUGUGUACACAUGAUUGGCUUUGUGGAACUCCAGCGGCAAUUAAUUUUGAUGGACCCGGUUUUGUUGAGGACCUUUCAUCCUUCUUUUCCAUAACAUGAAGUUACUUGAAGAUGUGAUUUAUUUUGGGAGAACACUCUACAAAGAUUUUAUAACUUGAAGUUUGAAUGCUUGAACUAUUAGAAUUUUAUUAGUAAAAUGAUGUAUUGGUAUUUUACCUCUUUCGAUAAUCAAUUUUUUUUUGAAUCCCACUUGUUUGGUGAAAAUUAUAUGAUUGAUGAUUCAACUUUGUUGAAAAUUAUAUGCUAGAUUUAUUAGUAUUUUACCUCUUUUGAUGUUGAGGUUUUUCAUUUUA
This is a messenger RNA of Lathyrus oleraceus (garden pea), 4935 nucleotides long. Its product is annotated as zinc finger BED domain-containing protein RICESLEEPER 2. The coding region runs from base 3250 to 4383 and encodes 377 amino acids. NCBI's taxonomy places the organism in Eukaryota, Viridiplantae, Streptophyta, Magnoliopsida, Fabales, Fabaceae. Gene Ontology annotation, molecular function: DNA binding. The record is from RefSeq and is a predicted model, not a curated record. The transcript is spliced from 4 exons.